AUGGGCGUCAUCUUAGGCUAUGCAGAGCCCGUAGGCAAGAAAUACAUACAAGCAACACUACGCGAUGCAACUAUUUCUCGACUCGGCGGGCCCAUGGCAAGCCUAGCGUCAUCGCCCAUUCUAGCAGAAGAUGAUGAACGGCUGUUGUGCGCCGUAUGCAAGAAACGCAUGCGACUCUUUCUACAGCUCUUUGCACCUGAAUCAGAUGAACGGCCGCAUGCGUGGAUGCGCGUCUUGUACCUGCUCACGUGUGUCAAUGGCAAGUGUGCGAAACAAGGUUGGUCACCGAGUAUCAAAGUGCUGCGAUCGCAAUCAACGACCACAGACUUGCAUCCAGUGAGCAGUCAAGAGGAUGAGCAGUUUGCGUUGAAUGAGAUUGUCAGCGAGUCUGAACCAGCAGACGUUGCUUCCACAAAAGAGAAGGAGGACAAGAAGCACGCAGCGGUGCUCGUUGAGAAUGAUGGCAGCGAAAAGUACACCAAAGUGAAGGGUGAUGGGGCAUUCUACAAGUUUAGCAAGCGUUUGCAAAAGGCACCAGAGCAAGUCUUGCGGUACUACAGGACGGAGCAGCUGCUUGCAAGUUCACACGAAGCAGCCUUGUGGAUUGCCGAUGCACAACAACUGGCAGACAAGGAUAUCCCUGCCUGUGCAUGUGGUGCUGCAAGAUCUCUCGAGUUUCAGAUGAUGCCGACGGCCAUCUCUUUCCUUGGACAGGACGAGACGAAGCAGGACAGCAUUGACUAUGGCGUGCUAAAUGUGUAUACGUGCAAUGAAGCAUGUCGCCUGGGCAAUGAGGGAUAUGCGGAGGAAGUGUGCUGGCGACAGGAGUAUGAUAUGCGCACCAGCAUCUUCUAG
Molecule: messenger RNA, 855 nt
Organism: Protomyces lactucae-debilis
Lineage: Eukaryota; Fungi; Ascomycota; Taphrinomycetes; Taphrinales; Protomycetaceae
Product: programmed cell death protein 2
Exons: 1
Coding region: 1-855 (284 amino acids)
Cellular component (GO): cytoplasm; nucleus
Source: RefSeq, a predicted model, not a curated record